AUGACAGAAAACGAGAUCGAAAAGAAAAACCCGGGUCUGAAAAAAGACGAAAAGGACGAAAAGGCAAAAUCAGCUCUCAGGAGAAGGCUGACAAGCGGGACUGGAGAAGAACGACCAUUUUGGAAGUUUAACGUUGUAGAUGACGGUCUACCCUCGGUUAUGUUCCUGGGUGAUAAAACGGCGAGCAACUCUGAGCAUAUUUCUGAACUGUUCUCGAUGAAAUUCUCCAGUGUAUUUACUGAUGAAAGUUUGACGAUUGCAGAGAUAUCCACAGCGACCGAGCAUGUUCCUUUCCUGGGUCAUUCAUUGAACAACCACACCAUCGAUGAAGUAAUGGUUACAUCGGCCGCCGCGAAGUUGAAACUUUCUCGAUCCGUUGGACCGGACGGUAUAGCACCUGUGUUCCUGAAAAAAUGCAUCCACGCUAUCGCUGCUCCAAUGAGCCAUCUUUUCAGCUUAGCCGUUAACUCAGAUAUCUUUCCCUCAACAUGGAAAUCGGCUUACAUGUUCCCUAUGCAUAAAAAGGGAAAUGGGCAAAACGUAGAUAACUAUCGCUGA
Messenger RNA from Sabethes cyaneus, 558 nucleotides. RefSeq lists its product as uncharacterized. Bases 1 to 558 code for a protein of 185 amino acids. The transcript is spliced from 2 exons. The record is from RefSeq and is a predicted model, not a curated record. NCBI's taxonomy places the organism in Eukaryota, Metazoa, Arthropoda, Insecta, Diptera, Culicidae.